Molecule: messenger RNA, 1071 nt
Organism: Penicillium salamii
Lineage: Eukaryota; Fungi; Ascomycota; Eurotiomycetes; Eurotiales; Aspergillaceae
Source: the annotation of a GenBank genome assembly
AUGCCACAACAGACUUGUUUCAAUUUAUACACCUACUUCAUAAUUGAAAUACGUCAUCUCCAAGGCUACCCGCUCAUCUCCAAUCUCCAAUCAACAUACCCGUAUCACACCACCAUGCGUUCCAUCACUCUCCUGGCCACACUGGCAACAAGUGCACUCUCAAUAGUUCUCCCUCAAUCCUCAGAAGAUGUCCAACUCCCACUGGUGAUCUGGCACGGCCUUGGCGAUGACUUCCAACGCGAAGGCCUGGCCUCAGUCGCCGAGCUAGCCGAAGCUACCAACCCAGGCACUUACGUGCACCUCAUCCACCUAGCAGACGAUGGCAGCGGCGACCGCUCAGCCACAUUCUUCGGCAACGUGACCCAGCAAAUCGAAAUAGUUUGCGAGCAACUAGCGGCCGAUCCAAUCCUCAGCACCGCGCCAGCCAUCAACGCCCUAGGCUUCUCGCAAGGUGGACAGUUCCUGCGCGGAUACAUUGAGCGCUGUAAUACGCCACCAGUCCACAACCUCGUCACAUUUGGCAGUCAGCAUAAUGGAAUCUCCGAGUUCGAGUCCUGCAAGUACAAUGACUGGAUUUGCAAUGGUGCCGAGGCCCUACUUCGCUCUGGGCGGUGGACGAACUUCGCACAGUCGCGCGUCGUCCCCGCGCAGUAUUUCAGGGAUCCGCGAGAACUGGAUCAGUAUCUUGCUUACAGCAAUUUCCUUGCGGAUAUCAACAACGAGCGCGAAGAGAAGAACGAGACAUAUAAGAAGAACCUGGCGUCGUUGAAUAAGUUUGCGAUGUUCAUGUUUGAAGAGGAUACGGUUGCUGUUCCGAAGGAGAGCGCGUUGUUCGCGGAGGUAAAUGCUACGACUGGUGAAGUGACGCGUCUGCAGGACAGGGAGAUCUAUCAGGCGGAUUGGCUGGGUCUCAAGCAACUUGACAAGGCUGGUCGGUUGGAUUUCAAGACUACGCCCGGACAACACAUGCAUUUGUCCGAGGAGGUGCUGCAAGAUGCUUUCAAGGAAUACUUUGCUCCUUUGGAGAAUAAGUGGCACAUGCCUGGCUUAGUCGUGCAGCGUGAUGCUUGA